AUGUUCCAGAUCAUAGACUUUGCGCCUCAGGAGGGCGACGCCGGCGCCCGCCUCCAUGUUCGUACCCGCGUCGCUCAGACGCAGAGUCGCGUAUUCUUGCGUCUUGUCGUCGGCAACAUCGCCGUCGCCACCGAGAUCUAUGACGAGGGUUACGAUGGUAUCUGGCGCCUCGAGGGCGAGAUGCCACCUCUGCACAGCACGCGCUCGCCUACGCCCUUCGUAUCCCUGACUGUCCAGGCCGUCAACCAGGACAAUCAGGUGCUGGACCAGGAAACCCUCGGCACUUUCAAGUACCUUUCCGGCCCGCAAAUGCCAGGCCCGUCACCUCACCGCGAGAGCCGCUCUCGUGUAUCUUCUAUCUCGUCCAACUUUUCGAACAUAUCUGGCAGCCCCGCACAACUCGGUGUACCCCUAAGUAUGGCUCACGCCGCCAAUGCCGCCGCCGCCCACCGCCGCGGGUCUAUCGCGAGCACAAUGUCCAGCACGUCGAGCCACGCUAGGGGACCUCCACCCUACCAUAACGGCAACGCCCGCCCUCGUCGUAUUCUUCGCCGCCGUGAGCCGGGCGACGAUGACCCCGCAGAGCGUGUCGUCAUUGAUUUCGCCACACCGAUCGACGACCUCGGCCGUAACCUCACCGACGAGGAACGUUCGCUCGGCCGGCGCCUCGUGCAGUUUGACUGCGAGCUUAUCGGGAACCGCCUGGUCAUCUCUGGCAAGGCGAUCCGGCAGGACGACUACAGUGAAGAGGACCCCGGGCGUGGGAUGACCAUCUCGUGCAUCUAUCGUGCUGGCGCAGAGUCGACGUACUACACGUCUGUCGAUGUCAUCCAGUUGCUAGCGCACCUUGCCGACGAUACCUUCAAGGUCGAAGAGAAGAACCGCAUUAGGCGCAACCUCGAAGGCUUCCAUCCGACGACCAUAUCCAAGAACCGGGCUAACCUCGAGGCGUUCUUCACGCAGAUCAUGGAAUUCCCGGCACCCAAGCCGCGCAACAUCGAGAAGGAUGUCAAGGUCUUCACGUGGGAGACGCUUUCCCCCGCAAUCGACAAGAUCAUGUCCAAAUACUCUAUUGUCCAUGAAGCCGAUGAUGGUUCGGAGUCGCCUAUGAUGACCAUCUCGGAUAAUGGCUCGCUGGGGCUCGGUAUGCCGCCACCCUAUCACGACCCUAACGCGUCGCUAUACUCCGCCGCACCGAGCAUGCUGGGUGCGCCCUCGUCGUACGGGUCCACUUACCACGCAACGCCCACUCAGUACGACAACGGCUCGAAUCACGGUUCAGACAGCGAUCACGACUACACGUUUCGCUCAACUCCACCAGGCGCGCUCAGCGCAGGAUACUCCCAGCCACAGCCGCUUUACCAUGGACCUGUAGACGGAGCGUACCCCUUUGGCUCGCUCGAGUACGGUCACCCCAUGCGGACGGUGCCCACGCAAUACACGAUGUGA
Messenger RNA from Peniophora sp. CBMAI 1063, 1449 nucleotides. The record is from the annotation of a GenBank genome assembly. Lineage: Eukaryota; Fungi; Basidiomycota; Agaricomycetes; Russulales; Peniophoraceae.